Messenger RNA from Triplophysa dalaica, 4075 nucleotides. It is a transcript of the gene gata6, whose product is annotated as GATA binding protein 6. The record is from RefSeq and is a predicted model, not a curated record. The transcript has 7 exons. Gene Ontology annotation, molecular function: zinc ion binding; DNA-binding transcription factor activity, RNA polymerase II-specific; RNA polymerase II cis-regulatory region sequence-specific DNA binding. Gene Ontology annotation, cellular component: nucleus. Gene Ontology annotation, biological process: positive regulation of transcription by RNA polymerase II; negative regulation of transcription by RNA polymerase II; cell fate commitment. Lineage: Eukaryota; Metazoa; Chordata; Actinopteri; Cypriniformes; Nemacheilidae. The coding region runs from base 604 to 2103 and encodes 499 amino acids.
AUUCAUAGGAUUGUGAUUUCAAAAUAAAAAAAGCUUCAAUAUAUCACAUUUAAAUUUCAACGAAAACAUUCAACCUCGGUCUGAGUUACUGAGCUCAGGUAUAAAAAGAUACUUUUGAAACUAUGGCUAUAAAUUACAUAAAUGUUUUAAGGCGAAGGCCAGUAAUUACAUAGGCCAGUAAUGACAAAGGCCUUUACAUUAUAAACAAUUGAUACAUUUUUGGAUGACAUUAAAUAUUGUUUGCCACAAAAAUCCACCGAAGCGUUUAAAAAAACGUUCCCUCCUAAACGCAUUAAGAAACAUUGGUCUUGCAUUUUGCACUGAGCAUCAAGGACAUCAAAACUAAGGUGGAAAGUGAAGAGCAGCACCCCUAUCGAGCAGAUGUGUUUGCUCAAGCUGGAAUCCAAUCAGAGUCUCGGAGCAACAGGAGGCGCCUCCUCUCUUAAACAUCGUCACCAGUGAAGGGAGAACUUCCAUUCCUAAUGUUCUCCAAGACCUGCCACCACAUAACCGCUGGAUCCUGCGCACACCAAUGGCAAACCACCAGUAGUGCACCCUGCCUCUCCAUUUUCCUCGAGCUGUGAGAUAUAAAAGGGAUCCUGGAUGGACCUGGGUGAUAAUAGCUGGUCCAUGGUCAAACGCGAAGUGUCAAGCAGCAACCCAGGAUCUCCGACCGAGCAGAGCUACCUGAACACUGACCGGAGGGACCGGUUGAGAUCACCGGGGCCGGCUCACCUGGAAGCGGUGGGAAUUCGUCGCGCCGAGGGCAGGCCCUUACACUCCUACGGGCACUUUGGGCAUCCCAACAACGCCCUGCCCAAUUCAGACGACAUUACACUCUUUACGGACCUAGACCAAAGCAACAAACUCAUCAUCUCAGGUGUACACACCAGGGAGGCACACAAGGGAGGCCUAAUUGUGGAUCCCACCGACAUGUAUCAGACUCUGGCCAUCGCCGCGGCCCAGAGUCAGGCCGGGUAUAACGACUCCCCAUCGGCCGGUUAUAUGCACUCCAACCCUAAUUCGCCGGUAUAUGUUCCGACAUCUCGAGUUGGGACGAUGAUACCGAGUUUGUCGUAUCUACAACCCAGCGUGUCAUCGCAGCCGAGCCAUGCAGUCAGCAAUCAUUCGGUCUGGUCACAGUCCGCCCCGGAGAGCCCGUCUUACAGCACUGGAAGUCCACACACCUCCAACCGAUUCCACUACUCCCCUAGUCCUCCCAUGAAUAACGGCACAUCAAGGGACACCAGCUAUACCAAUCCACUGACUGUAAACAGUCGAGACCAGUAUCCAUUACGACCAAUAAGUGGAUCUUACACCAGUCCAUACUCUCCUUAUGCAACGCAGCUACCGCAGUUACCGGCGGCGUGGCCCGCGGGGCCCUUUGAGAACUCCAUGCUUCAUUCCCUGCAAUCCAGAAGCGCACCACUAUCCAUCAGAGGACCAAACGGAGAUUUUCUGGACGACAUGGUGGAGAGUCGCGAGUGCGUCAACUGCGGCGCGAUGUCCACCCCGCUGUGGAGACGCGACGGCACGGGUCACUUUCUCUGUAACGCCUGCGGUCUGUACAGCAAAAUGAAUGGACUCAGCCGACCAUUAAUUAAACCUCAGAAGCGUAUGUCAUCUUCAAGACGUAUUGGUCUAUCUUGCGCCAACUGCCAAACCAGCACUACAACCCUGUGGCGCAGAAACGCAGAGGGAGAGCCAGUGUGCAAUGCGUGUGGACUUUACACAAAAUUACACGGGGUCCCUCGACCCCUUGCCAUGAAGAAAGAAGGUAUUCAGACAAGGAAAAGAAAACCCAAAACCCUGAGCAAAACAAAGGGAUCAUCUGGAAGUAGUUCUGUCCCCAUGACUCCAACUUCCUCCUCAUCCUCUAAUUCAGAGGAGUGCACAAAGAACAGUCCUUCAUCAACGCAGGUGCCUGUAACAUCGGUAAACUCUUCAUCACUGGUGGGCCAAGUUGAUGUUCCAGGCACGACAGGCUCCAUGGUAAAAUACCCAGGCCAUGAGAGUCUCUACACGAAUGUAGGCUUGACGUCCACAGCUGACGUAGCAACCUCUGUGAGAGGGGACACUUGGUGCCCUAUGGCCUUGGCCUGAACCAUGGCAUUAUGGGACGAGAGCCAUGUGCCGUCCUUCAGCUCAUCUGAGCGUCACUUUUGCGUUGUCCUUAAAAUGGCUGGUUCUAGCAGGGUGCGGGGGUUGUCAUCCAUUUUUGGUGUGUUGACGAUCUUUAACCAGAGACCUGUUCCAAAUACUCCAAUGUUUGAUUCACCCAUGGAAUAAUCUGACUGGACGUCCAUAAUGGAGAUUUAUCAGCACCACCCUUUGCUAAAGGACAACACAAGGGAGAGAGUCAGCUUUAAAAUGGCUUCAGGCCAUACCCGCAUGAGCGUUGCUCAAAGGAGUAAGUGGAUCAAAAGUUAUUCUUUGAAGGUAGAAUUGUAUAUAUUAAUGCAAACGAAUACUUUGCCCAUCUGGAAAGUCAAUGUUUUUGACCAGAUUGCGCUGAUAUGAGGAGAAUAAAACGGUUGAUCUUUUAUGAAACUGGAAUUGAAGAUAAAGUAUCAAGGUCUUCUUGUUGAUGGAUACCAACAUAUUUAUAAAGCUACGGUUGUUCAGAUAAUGCAUUUAUUUGUCAAUAAAGAUAAUGUCAAAUAGAUUAGAACUGAAGCCUUUUGUUUUUAGCGUGAUGUCAUCACAGUGUGGAUGCCGCUCACUGCACACCUUCUUUAUGAAAAAAAAAGAAAAAGAAAAGAAAAAAGCUCUUAUCAGAUUGAACUGUUUUGUGAUGGUUUAAUACAGGGUAAAAAUCACAGGACCUCAUGUGAAGCUUGUAGUGUCUUGUUUGAUUACACGUAUUCCUAGAGAUUUAAAUGGUCUAAUCAAGAUAAUUAAUUCAUAGUUCAGAAAUAAUUCUGCACAGUUGUGGAUGUGCAGACCUGCAUGGACGAAAAAAUCUAAUUUGAAUAAAGAUUCAAUUUAAAGAGAAACUACAGUAAGCAUAAUUACAAUAUAUUUCUGUUAGAACAAACAGCACUCAGGAUUUUCUUUCUGAUGCAUUUUUUUUUUGUUACACUACAAAAACUACAAAAACUUUUUUGCUGCAAUACUUGGAGACAUAAGACUACCUAAGUUAUGACAUCGAUGUGCAAUUAUUUGCAACAUGCUGUUAUUUUUUUUUUACUUUUUUAACUUUUAGUAAUGUCCAUUCUGAAUCUUGCUUUCACAAUUUAUUAAAUGAUUUAGAAAGAAUAAUGUGUGUCAGAAUUCAGAAGAAAAAUUUCAAAGUAAUUAAAUGAGCAUCCAAACGAAUGUCUAAUGAGUUCAGUCCCAACUGUUCAUGAUUUACUGCAUCUGAGAUUUAACUUUGUAAUGGGGUUCGAACAAGCACCAGCCAUCUUUACAGAUUACUAAAAACAUCAAAUUAAUUCUGCUUUAGAGGAUUGAUGAUUUUUGGACAGUUUGACAAUCAUGUGUCACAGAGACAUUGUGUAAAUGACACAAGAAGAAUUUUGCUACGGUAAUGAUUUUCUGUCUUUAUAACCUCUACAAUUAUUUAUUUCUGCAAUGUAGUGUGUUUCUUAAAGGGUGUUUGUCUAUUUUAUUUGAAUUAACGUAUUUGUAUUUUAUGGUUGUGUUUUCUAGGCAUAAUUUUGAUCCCAGAAUUAUUCUACAUCUGAGUUUAAUUCAUUCAGUUUUUGUCUCAUUGAAAAUAUUUAAAGCAACUGUAGACCAAAUUGUCUUGUAUAUCAACACCCCCUCCAGUCUAAGGUUCGUAGUGAGAGAUUCUUUGUAUUCUUCACAUGAAUGUUUUUAUGAACCACUGGACGUAAUUUAACUGUACCAAAUGUACACAGUGUGUUUGGUCAUCAACAGCAUCAGUCAUACAGCAAUGUUCACGAUAAGAGUGUUAUCAAACUUUUGACUCUCAUUGCUGUUUUCCAGUGUACAAAGUAUUGAGAAGGACAUUAUUGGUAAAUGUAUUUUGUGUUAACUAUGUGAACCAAAUUCCGUUUUUUUUCUUAUUAGUUCUUUAACACUGGAACAAUAAAUAAGAGCCAUAACUAAA